CUCCUCUCUCCCUCCGGUCGGAGUCGGGGACCACCGACUCGACAGCCACCGACGACGGUUCCUCUUUAUCCUUUGCCAAAACCAUGUCUGCAUCGGCGAAGAUGACUGCAAUCCCACUUCCGGUCGUCCCGGCCGCUCGUUCGACAAUCGCUCCUCCGAAGGGACCGCGACUCAACCUCCCUCCUCCCUUCAAGCCUCAGGCGGAAAGCGCGACAAGAGAGGUAUGCGAUUUCGCAGUCUCAGCUCGCAGUAUCAUGCUGACGAUGUUUCAGGAACUACGGGACGCGUGCCAUGUCGAACCGUUUGCCCUACUCCCUCGCAUGUUCAUCCCCAUCCCUUCUGCAAUCUACAGGCCGCCAACCAUGCACUAUGGAUGGUCCGCUCCUCGGGAGACCCUUCUGGCCUACGCAAAGGAACACGGCUUGAUCCUGAUGAUGGGCAGGCGCAGACGACCGCUUGCUGACGAGUCGGAUGGGGAGAGCAGCGACGAUGACGCUAGUGACUCAUCCACUGACGAUGGCACGGAGGACACCGGAAGUGGCGAUGAUGACUCUUCCAGCAAGGGAGGUGACGAGUCAGAUGGGAGUGGCACAGUUGUUGUUGAGAGGACAUGCAGGCCGUUGCCGCCGCUCUUCCCGAACCCGCGCGGGAUGAACAUCGACGAACCCGCGUCGAUGGUAGCCGCCUUGAAACAUGUCUCUACUCAGCUAUCGAAGGACGGUUUGCAGGUAGCGACCAUGGCACUGCACUCCACACUGCAGCACGACGAAGACGAGCUGCGGAUCAUAUCAGUUUACACGAACUACCAUCUUCACCGCAAAGACCUCCCCUCGCCUGAGGAUAUUCGGAAGCUCGGAGAGGCCGUGGGGAUCACUGCACCGCCGAAGUGGUACAUUGAUAGGGACAAGUACGAAUGGUACUUGAUCAGGGACCCGUAUGGUCGGUGAUAAUAGUGAGUUUGUCCCGUCUUCAUCUGCCUUCGUUGGCAUCGA
Fomitopsis serialis is the source of this 992-nucleotide messenger RNA. RefSeq lists its product as uncharacterized. Lineage: Eukaryota; Fungi; Basidiomycota; Agaricomycetes; Polyporales; Fomitopsidaceae. The record is from RefSeq and is a predicted model, not a curated record. Bases 84 to 947 code for a protein of 287 amino acids. The transcript has a single exon.